AAUGUUCCGAUAAUUGAAUCCAGCAACAAUAAUAACACACAGAUGAGAAUACACAUGCACACUCUCAUAGAUACGUACGCACGCACACACACACACACACGCACAAAUGUAUUUGUACACCUACGCAUUUUUUUUCAAAAAUGCAAUAAUUAUACUACUUAAUUAAAUGAAUAAUAAAUGACAAAAAGAAAAAGUAAAAAAAAAAGAAAACAAAAACAAAAUAAAAAUGAAUAAAAUAGAAAUUCUUUUACUGUAAAUAAGAAUUCAUACAUUUAUAAUUGGAUAAACUCUUGAUAAUAUUGAACUCAAAUUAUAGUUUGGCUUUAAGAUUUGCAUUUAUCAAAGAAACGUGUAGCUUUAUACAUCUAUAUAUAAAGAGAAAGAGAAGGAUAUACUGAUACCGAUUUAUAAUACGUCAAAGUGAUACAAAAAGUCAAAUUGUUUACAGUUCCUUAUACAUUUACAAUAAAUUAUCAUGUCUAUUUCAUAUGUUGAUGAUAUAUCUGAUGGUCAAGGGAUAUUUAUCUUUGUCAAAAUACUUAGAAGAUGGAAAGGGAGUUUGUACAAAUUGGUAUGGGUCGACUUAUUAAUCUACAUCUCAGCUUAUUAUGUUUUAAAUUUAUCUUAUCGGUUUGCAAUGAAUGACAAGCAAAAAGUAAUUUUUGAAGAAAUUGUUGAAUUCUGUGUUCGAACUAAAGGUGAUAUACCUAUAUCAUUUUUAUUGGGAUUUUUUGUAUCUGGUAUAAUAUCACGUUGGUAUCAAAUGUAUUUAUAUAUACCAUGGAUGAAUCAAAUUGCACUUCAAAUUGCUUCAUCUAUCAAUGCAAAAAGUGAAGAAGGUUCACGUAAAAUUCGUUUAACUAUUAUGCGUUAUAUGAAUUUAGCCUGGGUAUUAAUGAUGAAACGUAUCUCAGAUCAAAUUGCAUGUCGUUUUAUUAAAAAUGAUGAUAUUGGUAGUUUACCAAGUGCAUUAGGUCCUGUAUUACCUAAACGUAAAUCAACAAAUCAUAAACAUUUAAUAAGUAGAAAUACAUGUCAACCAUGGUCAAUUGAUGCAAGUGAAGUGGUACGUACAUCACCAUCAAAAUCAAUAUUACAACAACAAUUAUCCCAAUCACAAUAUCCAAUACAAACUAAAUUAGAUAGUCCAUUAAAUAAUAUAUUUGUUCAACCACAAACACCUAAUUCUUCAGAUGUUCAUACACCAUUAGCACCAUUAGCUACAGAUGAAGAAUGUGGUGCAUUACCUGAUGCAUUUGAAGCAGCUGAUGUUGUAGAAUUAAGAGAAAUGUUAAGAGCAUUUAAUCAAGAUCAAAAAGUGAAAAGUUCAUUUGGUGUAUUAAUUACUGAAAAAGAAAUUUCAUCAUUUGAACGUAUAGCAGCUGAUUGGUUUCGACGUACAAAAACUAAUUAUACACCAGAAUAUUGGGUACCUAUACAAUGGGCCCAAAGAUUAACAUUAAAAGCAUUACAAAGUGGUUAUAUUGAUGAUCCUAAAGUAGCAUUUUAUACUGUUGAAAAUAUUGGUAGAGUUAGACAAAGUAUGCAGAAUUUACAAGUAUACAGUAGUAUUAUGAUUCCAUUAGUGUAUACUCAAGUUGUAAUUAUAGCAGUUUAUAGUUAUUUUAUGUGUCAAAUAUUCGCUUGUCAAUUUGUUGAACAUCGUAAUCAAAAUGGUCAACAUAAUGUGGAUUUAUAUGUCCCAAUUUUUAGUAUAUUCUCUUUCUUAUUCCUUAUGGGUUGGUUAAAGGUAGCUUUAUGUGUUAUGAAUCCAUUCGGUGAUGAUGAUGAAGAUUUUCAAACAUCAAAAAUUUUAGAUUAUAAUUUAGAUGUUAGUUAUCGAUCUGUAUUUAUGGAUCCUGAUGCAUUUCCAGAAAAUCUAUCAGCUCCAUCAGGAAAUAAACGAUCUGAUGAUAAUGAAUCAGAUGAUUUACAAAAAUUUUUAGAUCAAGUUGAUCAUGAAAUUGAAGAAGUUAGAAAUAAAGGAUUAUUAAAUGAUGUAUCUAACUUGGAAAUGCAUCCAUCAUUUUGUGAACGUGCAAGAAAUUUAUGUUGCUGUGAGAAAAAGAAACCACCACCACCUGAAAGAUAUUAUGACAUACCAAUGAAACCAAGUCAUCUCCAUCCAAGUGUUAAAAAAUGGACAUGGCUUAGAAGUUAAUUAAUACUAUUUUCUUUCUAAACUAAACUCAAUUCACAUUUCAAUUUACAAAAACCAAAAUUCAAAAAAUUUAAUACAGAACAAAUAUAACAUAAAUAUGUAUAACCUAAUGCUAAAUAUUUGCUUUAUUUUUUUAGACUACUUAUAUUCUUAUUCAGUAGUCUGCUAUGAUAAACAACAUUUUAUUUUGAAAAGCUUUCAUAUCUACUUUCUUAAUUAAUAUUUAUUUAUACAUAUCAAAUCGAACUGGAUCUAACUAAUUCAACUAGAUUCCUUUCUAAUAUAACAAUGUUUAUCACUAAUUGAAUUCAUCAAAGAUAAUGAAAUGAUCAUUCACUAAUGAUGAUUAUGUAGUGAUGAAAUGAAAAUACUAAGAACAAAACAUUCUUUGAAACAUUCCAUGAUUUAUUGAUAAUCAAUAUUGAUUGAUCUCUAAUCAAUUGAUUUUAUUACAGAGAUGAUCAUUAUUUUUUUCCCAUAACAAUAAUGAGAUUCAUCUAAAUAAUCAUGUUCAGUAUCAAUACACAUUAAUAAUAGUAAUAAUAAUAGUAAUAACCAGUUCCUAAUGUAUAUUAAAUGGUGAUAUUUUAUGUAUGUGAUAAACAUACUACUUAUUUCAUUGUAUUCAAUUGUUAUUUGAUCAAUGUAAUUUCAAUACUUCAUAUGUAUGAUUCCGUUGUGAGUUUGUUUAUUCUAAUUCAAUGAAAUUAGUACCAGAA
Molecule: messenger RNA, 2880 nt
Organism: Schistosoma haematobium
Lineage: Eukaryota; Metazoa; Platyhelminthes; Trematoda; Strigeidida; Schistosomatidae
Exons: 11
Coding region: 476-2161 (561 amino acids)
Molecular function (GO): chloride channel activity
Source: RefSeq, a predicted model, not a curated record